Perkinsus marinus ATCC 50983 is the source of this 690-nucleotide messenger RNA. RefSeq lists its product as hypothetical. Gene Ontology annotation, molecular function: mRNA binding. The coding region runs from base 1 to 690 and encodes 229 amino acids. Lineage: Eukaryota; Perkinsozoa; Perkinsida; Perkinsidae. The transcript has 7 exons. Gene Ontology annotation, cellular component: nucleus; cytoplasm. The record is from RefSeq and is a predicted model, not a curated record.
AUGGCAUCGCAGGAAAAGUGUGUUUAUGUUGGCAAUCUCGAUUGGACGACUACCGAAGAUGAGCUCGGUGAUCAUAUGAAGAAGGUUGGACCUGUCGUGUCGGUCGAUAUUAUGACCAGAAACGAUGGUAAAUCCAAAGGCUGUGGGAUCGUGGAGUUUAAGGAUACAGAAUCAGUGGCCAAGGCUAUCGAGACGCUGAAUGAUACUAAGUUGGGGGAGAGGCAGAUUUUCGUUAGGGAGGAUCGUGGGCCGGAGAAACCGAGAGAUUCUGACUCUCCUCGUGGUGGCAAGGGUAAGGGUAAGGGCAAAGGCAAAGGGAAGGGUAAAGGGAAGGGAUAUUGGGAUUGGGGAUAUUGGGAUUGGGGAUACCCUGGUAAGGGUAAGGGUUUUAAGGGCUACAAAGGCAAGGGCGGCCUCAGGCCACUUCGUGUUGGCCCUCGUGAUAAAGGGAGGCUCAUCUACGUUGGCAACUUACCUUGGAGGACAGCCUGGCAAGAUCUUAAAGAUCUUUUCCGUGAAUGCGGUGAAGUUAUACGUGUCGAUAUCGCCGAAGGUUGGGACGGCCGUUCUAGAGGCUUCGCCACUGUUCUCUUCGAGGAGAUCGACAACGCUGCCAAUGCUAUCGAGAAAUUCAACGAGUACGAGUUCCAAGGGCGUAAACUACUUGUUCGUGAAGACCAGUUUGUAUGA